Molecule: messenger RNA, 1122 nt
Organism: Camellia sinensis
Lineage: Eukaryota; Viridiplantae; Streptophyta; Magnoliopsida; Ericales; Theaceae
Biological process (GO): regulation of transcription by RNA polymerase II
Cellular component (GO): SAGA complex
Molecular function (GO): transcription coactivator activity
Source: RefSeq, a predicted model, not a curated record
AUGGAGUUCAAUAAGCUUUGCGUUCGGAUUGUUGGAAGAGAAAAUAUUCCACUGCAUAAUCAAUUCAUUCGGUCAAUUCUGAAAAAUGCCUGUAGUGCAGAAGUCCCACCGUCGACUCAUGAGAAGGAAGUUCUGAAGUCAGUUAAAGCUGUUGGAAAUAAAGAGCUUACAAGGGAUGGGCACAAGCAAAGUGUGUCAAAUCCGUCAUUUUUGUCAAAUGGUGAUAUUCUGCAGUUGUCACCGCGAAAGGUCAGGACUGGAACUCGUGAUCGAAAGCCUUUGGAUCGUCCUAGUUCUUUUGCACCAAAUGGAAAGACAAACUUUGUUUCUCAACAAUCAUCAACUGAACAUGAUGGUAAUUCAACUGUUGUUUUGGAAAAUGGGGUUUCGACUCCACAUGAUAUUCGAAGGCCGGUGCAGCAUCAUCAAGGACCCAUGGAACGAGCAGAAAAUGAAGGGGAGGUUUCCCAUUAUCACUCUGAUAAUUUACCCACAAUAAAGGGCUUGCCAGAUGGUUCAGUCUCUGCGCAUAGCAAAGACCUGGCUGAAGAAUUAUCUUUUGAAGAUAGAAAAGGGGGUUAUGCGAGGAGUCUACUCCGUGCACCACUUGGUGUUCCAUCUUGCCCAGCUAGUGUAGGUGGAGCCUACAGAAUGAUGCCUUUGGCAAGUAGUAGUACUUGUGCUAGCUCAUUCAACAUUGGUGGUUUGUUGGACAGCACAGCAUUGAGGGAACGUAUGGAGCAGAUUGCUGCAACACAGGGUCUUGAAGGUGUGACUAUGGACUGUGCCAAUUUGUUGAACAACGGGUUGGAUGCUUACUUGAAGGUUUUAAUCGGGUCGUGCGUUGAACUAGUGGGGGCAAGGUCAGGGCAUGAACCAACAAAGAGCAGUAUGAACAAGCACCAAACUCAUUUGAAGCUUGUUAAUGGUGUCAGACCGGGUCAUCAUCUUCAUCCUAUGCAAAGUAGCAAUAGGCCUAUGGAAGGUGUACAAGAAAGGAAAUCCGAAUGUCCAUUGUCUUUACUCGAUUUCAGGGUUGCUAUGGAGCUGAACCCACAACAGCUUGGUGAAGAUUGGCCGUUACAGCUGGAGAAAAUAUGUACACGUGCAUUUGACGAAUAA